Molecule: messenger RNA, 185 nt
Organism: Nannospalax galili (Upper Galilee mountains blind mole rat)
Lineage: Eukaryota; Metazoa; Chordata; Mammalia; Rodentia; Spalacidae
Product: small proline-rich protein 2I-like
Exons: 1
Cellular component (GO): cornified envelope
Source: RefSeq, a predicted model, not a curated record
AUGUCUUAUCAACAUCAGCAGUGCAAGCAGCCCUGCCAGCCUCCUCCCGUGUGCCCACCCCUAAAGUGCCCUGAACCUUGUCCACCCCCAAAGUGUCCUGCACUACACCAUCCAGAGCCAUGCCAGCAGGAACGCCCUCCUGUGCAACCUCCUCCACCCUGCCAACAGAAGUGUCCACCCAGAAA